CAUAUAGAGACAGAAGUGUGAGUUAUGUUCAACAACGAUGAGAGGAUGCAAAAAUUUUCUGGAUUUAUAUGUGGAUGACGGCCAAGUCACUGAGGUUUGUUGAAGGUAGAGCUACUGGUGCUAAUAAUGUCGGCGGGUCUGCUUUCGAAGCCCCCGGCUUCUCUUGAUUUUGAGACCUCUGUUUUCAACAAGGAGAAGAUCAACCUCGCCGGUUAUGAUGAGUAUAUUGUGAGAGGAGGGAGAAAUCUGUUCCCUUUGCUGCCCAUUGCCUUCAAGGGAAUCAAGCAGAUUGGUGUUAUCGGUUGGGGUUCUCAGGGACCUGCUCAGGCUCAGAAUUUAAGAGACUCUCUUGCUGAAGCAAAGUCUGAUAUUGUCGUCAAGGUUGGAUUGAGAAAGGGCUCCCGUUCUUUUGCUGAAGCUCGGGCAGCUGGUUUUACAGAAGAUACUGGAACUCUGGGUGAUAUAUGGGAAACUGUCUCGGGCAGUGAUCUUGUUUUGCUUCUUAUUUCUGAUGCUGCACAGGUCUGUCUAAUGUCUGUUGCCCUUGGUUCUCCUUUCACAUUUGCUACAACUUUAGAGCUGGAAUAUAGAAGUGACAUCUUUGGCGAACGAGGCGUUUUACUUGGUGCUGUUCAUGGUGUUGUGGAGUCAUUAUUUAGAAGAUAUACUGAGAAUGGAAUGAAUGAAGAUUUGGCUUACAAGAAUACUGUUGAGUGCAUAACAGGAAUUAUAUCUAGAACAAUCUCAACCAAGGGCAUGUUGGCUGUUUACAAUUCCUUAUCUGAAGAAGGCAAAAAGGAAUUUGAGGCUGCAUAUAGUGCCUCAUAUUAUCCUUGCAUGGAGAUCUUGUAUGAGUGCUAUGAAGAUGUGGCCUGUGGUAGUGAGAUCCGAAGUGUUGUUCUGGCAGGACGUCGCUUCUAUGAAAAGGAAGGUCUACCGGCUUUUCCGAUGGGUAAUAUUGAUCAGACUCACAUGUGGAGAGUUGGUGAACGAGUCAGAUCAACACGACCAGCUGGUGAUCUGGGCCCAUUGUACCCCUUUACUGCUGGUGUUUAUUUUGCAUUAAUGAUGGCCCAGAUUGAGAUCUUGAGGAAAAAAGGACAUUCGUACUCUGAGAUCAUCAACGAAAGUGUAAUAGAGUCGGUGGAUUCAUUGAAUCCCUUUAUGCAUGCUCGUGGAGUUUCUUUCAUGGUUGAUAAUUGCUCGACUACUGCACGAUUGGGAUCAAGGAAAUGGGCUCCACGAUUUGAUUACAUCCUUACUCAGCAGGCUUUGGUUGCAGUGGACAAGGGUGCACCCGUCAACCAGGAACUCAUCAGCAACUUUCUCUCAGAUCCAGUCCAUGGAGCGAUUGAAGUGUGUGCUCAACUGAGACCUACAGUUGACAUUUCAGUCACCGCCGAUGCAGACUUUGUCCGACCAGAGUUGCGCCGGUCAGGCAAUUAAAAAACAACCUUUUGAGGAAGUCCAUCAUCAUUCUAGUAGUAUUGGUGACUACUGUUCUUUUGGUUCUAUGAAUUUGUAGACUUGCGUUGUAUGUAUGAGUUUGUUGUGAAAAAGCAAAGAUAUGAUGGUGAACGUUCUAUUAGUUAUUGUGAUGUAAUAGUAGUUAAUUAUUAGUAAUGUUGGAAUCCUUCUUUCAGUUUGAGAUCUAUAUGUAAAUGCUUUCUCAUC
Molecule: messenger RNA, 1674 nt
Organism: Ziziphus jujuba (common jujube)
Lineage: Eukaryota; Viridiplantae; Streptophyta; Magnoliopsida; Rosales; Rhamnaceae
Product: ketol-acid reductoisomerase, chloroplastic
Exons: 9
Coding region: 127-1446 (439 amino acids)
Biological process (GO): L-valine biosynthetic process
Cellular component (GO): chloroplast; mitochondrion
Molecular function (GO): ketol-acid reductoisomerase activity
Source: RefSeq, a predicted model, not a curated record